AUGCGCGCAGUUAGCAGUCUCUGAUAGGCUGGUGUGAUCGUGUGCAGUCAGUCGUUUGCUAGCUGAGGAAGCUGCUGUCAUGUGAUUUAGCGAAAGGAUACAAUGUUUUUCAAAUCUGUGGAUGAAAGGCAUUAAAAGCAAUGGAGGAGAUAAGAGUAUCUCCUGAUUAUAACUGGUUCAGAAGCACUGUACCUCUGAAAAGAAUAAUUGUGGAUGACGAUGACAGUAAAGUCUGGUCGUUGUAUGAUGCUGGGCCGAAAAAUAUCAGAUGUCCCAUCAUCUUCCUCCCACCCGUGAGCGGCACCGCAGAGGUUUUCUUCCAGCAGGUGCUGGCUCUCUCCGGAUGGGGCUACCGCGUCAUCUCGCUCCAGUAUCCUGUCUAUUGGGAUCUGCUGGAAUUUUGUGAUGGAUUUAGGAAGCUUCUAGACCACUUACAACUAGACAAGGUGCACUUGUUUGGCGCUUCGCUGGGUGGAUUCCUGGCUCAGAAAUUUGCUGAAGUCACGCAUAAAUCUCCCAGAGUUCACUCUCUGAUCCUGUGCAACUCCUUUAGUGACACAUCGAUCUUCAACCAGACAUGGACUGCAAACAGUUUCUGGUUGAUGCCUGCGUUCAUGCUUAAAAAGAUUGUGCUUGGUAACUUUGCCAAAGGACCUGUGGACCCAAAAAUGGCAGAUGCAAUUGACUUUAUGGUUGACAGACUGGAAAGCCUGAACCAGAGUGAACUGGCUUCUCGACUCACCCUGAACUGCCAGAACUCCUAUGUGGAGCCUCACAAGAUAAAGGAUGUUGCCGUCACCAUAAUGGAUGUUUUUGAUCAGAGUGCCCUGUCACAUGAGGCAAAGGAAGAGAUGUAUAAGCUUUACCCAAACGCUAGAAGAGCUCAUCUCAAAACUGGCGGAAACUUCCCCUAUCUGUGCAGAAGUGCAGAAGUUAACCUGUACAUACAAAUACACCUGCGUCAGUUUCACGGGACACGAUACGCCGCCAUCAGUCCAGAGAUGGUCAGCGCAGAGGAGCUGGAGGUGCAAAAGACAAAUCUGAGCAACAACAGUGAGAGUGAUGAUGAAUCAUAGAGAGCCCCACCGGCUUCAUACAGACAAUCUCUGAAUGAUGAAGAGAUCAAUCAGGACCUGAAUUUGGCCUGAUUUAGCUACACAACAUUCAGAGAUCACGUUUCGGUAUUCUGUUUUUCUAUUACCUUAAAGUCAGUUAAAUGUGAAUGGACUUUAAAGAGCCUAUUUUUACUUUAUGGAAAAUAAACAAUAUUUUGAUAUGAUAUAUUAUGCCUGUAAAUAAGUGAAAUUGAUUACAUAGUUAAGGUUUUCAUAGAAUGCCAUAUUUUGACCCGGUUGCCUUACACAAUAUACAUAAAAAGCACGCCUUUGUUGAAUUGAGCACUUUUUACUCCUUGACGUUAAAUUUCUGCCUUUUGUGCAUUGGUGUUGUUUUCUGUUUUGUAUUUGUUUCUGUUUUUUUAUGUAUGAAUGUUGUCAGCAUCAUUUUCUCUGUUGUUUGUUGGAGUCAUGCACUGAUAUAAAAUGAAACUCGUUUCAACACCAAAUUGUAUAAAUCUUUUACUUUUUCCAAAUGACCUGUCAGGAGUCCUUGAUUUGGAAAAAAAAGUCAAAAUGUGUCAUUAUUUACUUAAAUAAUAAGCUGUUUAACCACAAAAGCCAGAUAUUGAUAAUUGUUAUAUAUUUACAAUGAAUUUAAAUUACAAUAAUUCAAUUAAAAGUUAUGCACUUGCUGAACUCA
Messenger RNA from Ctenopharyngodon idella (grass carp), 1758 nucleotides. RefSeq names its product SPG21 abhydrolase domain containing, maspardin (gene spg21). Lineage: Eukaryota; Metazoa; Chordata; Actinopteri; Cypriniformes; Xenocyprididae. The transcript has 9 exons. Bases 141 to 1076 code for a protein of 311 amino acids. The record is from RefSeq and is a predicted model, not a curated record. Gene Ontology annotation, molecular function: CD4 receptor binding. Gene Ontology annotation, cellular component: cytosol; trans-Golgi network transport vesicle.